AUGGAGUCGGAGAGUGCUAUGUCGAAACAGAUGAUCAUAGCAAUGAAGGGCCAUUCAAGUUCUCAUCAUAGCAACAUAGCCCACAAAUUAGCCAGUUUUCUUAAAUGUCCUCUUAUCGGCGAAGAUGAUAUCAUCCCGACCAUCGAAAAAUCUCUUCCUUCCACUUCUUAUAAAAAAUUCUCCGGAUAUAGUAAUAUUGAUUUGAUAUUCGAUAUUGUCUCUCAAAUCUCUACAACCCAAGUCAAUUUGAAUCUCAAUGUUGUCAUGAAUAUGCGAGCUUUCUCGACACCGCUCACUAUAACCGAUUGGAGCGGCUUGCAAAUUCCACUGGGGCUACCCUCAUCAUCAUCCAUGGCAAAACCGAAAGAGAUCAAGGUGGUCAUGAUGUUGGGGUUGAACAUGCUCCUACAGUCGGCGUUGACCCAACAAUACCAUUUCUUGUGGAAGAGUUGGCUCGUCUCGUGCUAUAAGCGGCGAGAACGAAUGAAAGCAUAG
Messenger RNA from Dovyalis caffra, 495 nucleotides. The record is from the annotation of a GenBank genome assembly. Lineage: Eukaryota; Viridiplantae; Streptophyta; Magnoliopsida; Malpighiales; Salicaceae.